CGUGAAUGAUAAACAAUUGCAUAUUAAAGAAGUCGCGGUUUAUCAUUUAGCUCAAAAGAUGUGAGAGAGAUAAACCUCUCCUUUUGUUUGGAACGCGAGGUUUUGUUUGUCCACUUACAUCACAACUUAAAGCUGUACCAGCCGUUGUGGUUUCCAAUCUUUCUGUUGGUAAGGAGUUUACGAUGUAAACAUCGUUCUUUCUUUGAUGGUUCAAUAUUUACAUACAGAAACACUGGGUGCAUUUUGUUCGUAUCAACGCGAGAAGUUUCCACAAGAAUGAAUUUUUAAGCGAAUUAUUAUGACCUCUCGGCAGUUGGCCAAACUGUGGUGAGUCUCUGAACUGCGUGUUCCUUGCCGACACAAUCAACUUGUACGAAGGAAUGUUCCCUGUACCAUUGAAGUCAGCAGCUUGUUCCAAAGCUAUAAUUCAACAUCGCAACGGGCACAACAUUCUCUGAACAGAACGCGAAAGGUUACAAACAUAACUUGCACUUAAACGCAUUUGGACUUCAAACGCGUUCACUUUGGAUGACAAAAGGAAACUUCAUCCCUCGCCGGCAAUUUGUGUUUGCUUUGUUUUAUACACAUGCUGCAGACAGCGCGGAAAGAACUUCCGUCUCUGCUCCGAAUAAUUAAAUAACACAAGAACUACUCUCCAACUUUGGUCAUACGCGUUGGCGUUUAAUAAUGUGCCGUCGUUUUUCUUAAUGAUGUCGAAAGUUGACUACAUCUUCUGGUUCGCUGUGUUGACUUUCGUGGCACCGCUGGUCAACCCAAGACCCAGAAAUUCAAGACAACCGGGUAAGUUAUUUUAUUUAUUUUUUUUUUUUCAUGCGAUUAUGACCUUUACGUAAAAACGCUUGUACUAGCAAUACUGAGCAAUAGCAAUAUAGCGGCAGUUUGUGUUUAUCAAUUUUUUGUUGCACAGCGUGCAACUUCUCAAACAUUUGUUCAAAAUUUCUUGUGAAAAAUAUCUCUUCUAUAACAGUUAUUAAACUGUUUGUGCGUUUUCCGAGGUCAAAAUGAAUUAGACCAAAUGUGUGUUAAUAAUCGAUAGCGAUAUGUUGAUGCCAGUGAGGUUUUGUAUUGUGUUUCAACUAAUUUCUAGGGGUAUCCCAGACGGGACUGUCUUAUUUUAUAACCCCAUUAAUUCUCCACAAAAUUUACGUUCAUCUUGUGUUUAGCUAAAUUAUUAAUUGAAACAAAGGUUUAGAUAUAACGAGGCUUUGAUGUGGACAGGCUCAUUGUAGCGUUGUAGGCAGAUUAAAAGCCCAAUGGAAAAACAGAUCAGUGUUUGAAAUUCUGUUUUUGUGUACGUUGUGCAUGCGAAUUUUAUUGCCUCGUUUUUACUGUGCUUUGUAGCGUAUUCAUAGAUUUGUUUGCAAAAGUGUAGUUCAUUGCAAUUUACAGCUUUGAUAAACAGCAAAUUCACUAACAGGCAAUAAUACUUUUGUCGAAACAGCCAGCGGUCUCCGGAUGUGUUAUCUCAGCAUUUACUUAACUCUCCUGAUCGGGUUCUAAAUGUUAUAAACUUUGUCGUAGUAAGACUUUUCGUAUUUCAAAGAACCAAAUCAUGAUCGCAGGAAUAUCUGUUCGAAAGUCUCCUGUCAACAUCAAAAUUUGUAAUUUAAAUUAGGCUUUGUAAAAUGUCCUCGCCCCCAACCGGAAUUGGUGCUCUUCGAUUUUUGAAAACAGAAAACGCAGCUGGUGAAUUUGUGCAUAUUAAAGAUAUUUUAACAAAACUAUUCCUCUGUACCGUGGAAGUACUAUUUAUUAUAGUGUAACUUACGGCUUUUAAUCUCAGCGGGUAGAAAGUGAAAGUUAAGGGUCUUUUCUGAAAUAUCGAUAAACAGAUUGAAGAACCAUGUGAAAAAGUGCUAAAAAGGUAAUCUGAGAGGUCACACCGCGCGUUUUGUUCGCAGUCUGACCAUGACUGACGAAGAAAAACUGAAAAAUAGGAAAUGAUUAUAGUUAAAUUAUAUUAUUACUCCCGAGGCAAACCGCAUUUCCCCGGUCUGCCACCGUGACUUAACAUUAACUUGCUUGCACUUUGUAAUAGGCAUUGUAACAACUCUUUGGUACGAAAGCUACACCUUCCUGCCAACAUUGUGGCGUAGAGAUGGGCUUUAAAAAAACCACUGUUCGCGGGUUUGAACCGCAGUUUGCCACUGUUAAAUGAAUUUGAAGACUUAACAGCCUAAUAUUCAUUCUUCUUUCGUGUUCCGUUCUUACAGAAAAGUGGUCGAAAUUACAGUGUUCGUCUAAUAACAAUCCUACAAGUCAACAGAGACGUUGAACAAACAAAUUGUUUUAUCUUUAUUUGACCGGAAUAGACAGCACACAGUGUACAUACUGUGUAUUGCUGUUAUGUCCAAACAACGCUGCAUGGAACUGUAAACAAUAUCAAAACAAGCUGUCGUACAUCUUAGCCUCCUAGCCCAAGUUAUCAAUUUGGAUUGUUCUUUUUUUUUAUUUAAGUGUAAAGUUUCUUCUUUUGCAUAGAAAAGAGGUGUUUCAGCGCAAAGUUAGAAAGAAAACAGGGAAUUUGAGUAGAACGAACUUAAAGCAACGGGAUAAUAUUGGCUGUAACAGCCGUAAAUUUAAAGAUGAAAUACUAGUAAUGAAAAAAGGAAGUGCGUAUUAAUUGGGUUAAAAUAUUUUACUAAUUAUAAAUCAUAAAAGGAAAUAUAUGAUUAUAAAGAUGAUAACAUUAAAUAGCGUUAAUUUCAAUAACAACGUUCUGAAAGGCUGCCUUGAAUUAUAGUUUUGUGGAUGAAAUCUUGCGGUGUAACCAAUCAAAUGAUUUUAAAAAAAUAUAACCCUCGGUAUAUUCAAACGUCGGAUAGCGCUAUCCAUCGGAUGAAUUACUAUCCAGAUGGUUAGUGUUAUAUAGGAAACCCAACUGCGUUGUCCACUGGAUAGAGAUUUAUCCAGUGGAGCGCGUUAUCCACUUUUGAACAACUGAGGCCAGUUUGAGAAUUUGUUAAAUUUAAAGUUCGGCACUCAUGGAAAAGGAUUUUAAGAUUACAUGCAAUCUCGGAUAAGUGUCUCACUCGCACAGCGCAGUGGCGAUCCAGGGGAGGCCCCCCUAUUCUUAGACCAAGAGACCGCCCCCCUCCCUUAUCUAAGGGUCUGGAUCCGGUACUGAAGUGGAAGUUUGGCGGGGAAAUUGUGAGCGUCUCCCCAUGAAUUUCCCAGUCACGAAGUUAAAUUAGUUCUCAUUUAAACUGCCUUCGCCUUUGGAUGAUAUAAGUUUUUGUUUUACAGAGAUUGUAUUUCCAAACGGCUUGAUAAUAAAGCGGAAAUGAAACUGCCAUUCGCAUAGUAUAAAUCUAAAAUGAAGUGGACAACGCGCACAUAAAUUAAAACUCGUCUACUACUAGAUCUCUUCAAGUUUCUUCAGUUUAUGCGAGUCAUUUCUUAUUUUCAGCAUUUUUGUUGACAUUUCUCUAUACUCUAUUUUUUUAGGAACUCUAACAGCUUGCGAAAGUAGACGGCACCUUUCUGAUCCUCAAGGUACUUUAAGUAGCCCUAAUUUCCCAGGCUCAUAUCCUGCAAACUCCUCUUGCACCUGGAUCAUAACGCCCCCGCGACAUGUGAAUUUGUCUGUGCGAUUCAUAUCGUUCAAUGUCAGUUCUGACUCUAAACAAUGUGAUGGAAAAAAGUGUGGAUGUGACUUCGUUCACGUUGAAGAACUUGACCCGCCAUAUAAUGUCGCAGGUUUAAACAGCAGAUUUUGCAACGACAAUCCGCCGAAUUCGGUGUAUAAUUUAAUGUCUAGAGUGAGGAUUCGUUUUUCUUCGGAUUCUGCAAAAGAAGGAAUGGGGUUUCAACUAACAUAUCAAACGCUCGAGGUUCCAACUACGGCUCCUGUGACUUUUGACUUCACUCAAGUGCAAGCUCAAAUAGGAGGCGGAGGUGCACUGCCUGUCAAUCAAACAGUUGCCACAACGACGGUGGCAACCAGUAACUUUACAGACCCUCCAACGCAAUCAAUGACGUCACCCACUACUACGUCUGGUGUCAAUAAACCUUUGUCUACGUUUACAAAUGAAGUUACAACGAACACGGAUGGGUCUGUUUUACCGUCUAAGAGUUUACCAGUCACUGGAGUAAGAAGGACUAGGACAGAAACCACUCACGUUGUGAUGGUUGUUGAGAAGAAAAAAGUCAUAGAGAAAGUUCCAGAUAUUAUUAUCCUUGGUCCUUCUGUCCCUGUAGUUAUGAUAUUUGUUCUGGUUGUUGCCGGCAUUGCUUGGUGGAAUUACAAGUUUGACACCGACGAACUUAACAGGUAUGCAGUACAAUAUAAACUUAAUUUUAGGCAAGCUUGGGCCAUUUACUCACCAAAAAUUAUAAGAAAAGAUUUCCAAUUCGCUUAAGAAAAUACUAAAAACAUUUAUGGCCAUAAAAAGUAUUGUCCAGAGGGUUUGAAUGGUCACACUAUAGGAUUUUCACAGACGUGAACGUUUAACUCAAAUGUUAGAACUACGUACUAAACAAAUAGUGCCAUGUGAAGAUACAGCUGAAGAGGUUUCAUUUAAAUGGUAACGACAUAGCAUUUCAUCCACAGACGCAAAAGUUAGAGUUAAUUGCUCACGAAACAAAUGGUAACACAUUGUGAGAGUAUAGCUGAAGAGGUUUCGUUUGCAUGGUCACACCAUAGGAUUUUAUCGAGACUCAAAUAUUAGAACUGCCCACUAAACAAAUAGUAGGUGCAUGUUCUCAAAGGACAGCUGAAGAGGGUUUACUUGCAUGGUCACGAGUUAGGUUUUCUUCCACGCACAAAGUUAAGACUGUAAAGUACAGUUCACACCAGCAUCUUUAACACUUUCUCUCGGUUACACAGAAUGGAAGGGUUAAAGGCGGAGGUCCAGUUUAGUUAGAAACGAGUAUAGACAACUAAUAAGAAGGCUAAACUACGGCUUUUAAAAGAAGUCAAUUUACAGUGGUAUCUGUCGUUCUUGGAUUGCCUGUGCAACUGUCAGCGUGCGGUCACAGAAUGGUAGUCACGCGUAUACAGUUUAGGGCUUGGCUGGUUAUUUAACCAUGUUUUUACUAGGUAUGGCACCGCGCUACCACCCGAGGUAAAAUAGAGACGGCUUUUUUCAUUGUUCGUUUUUUGUACUUGAGUAUGAUCAAAAGCUGACUUUCCUUUUUAGACACUUCAGUCAAAUGAGUAGCCGGUCCGAUCUGGUUAGUCACGAAACUGUCCUACUGGCCCAGCUAAACCAUGCAUACAACUCGCCCAUUGUGCUCUUGAAUUCUGUCGUUACUAGUAAGUUUUAUUUUCAGUUGAAAGCGAAGUUAAAAAAUUGCAGCCAGUGUUAUGGGAAAUUUUCAAAACUACAAUGCUGGUGGACACAGUUCUUUUAAAAGGAAAAGUUAAUUGCUGUUUUGCCUCGGGGUUUUACGCAGGUGCACAACAAAUGUGCCGGAUAUUUAAAUGAAAUCUCCAUUGUUUCAAGACAAUCGGCCUUCAAAUGUGUUUUAGUAGGUGAAUUAAAAAGAUUCAGGUUUUUUGUUCUGUUCUCAACCUGUUUGUUUUUUCUUAAUAAUUUUUUUCGGUAAACAUUGUAUAGAACUGUCUUUCAAUAACCCGAUCCAAAGAAUUUGCGGUAGUUUAGUUUCUCUCAGCAAAGUUGCCGUGUUAAAUGUAUGAAGAAAAAUGCCAACCAUUCUACCAAUAAAACGGGAAAAAAGACUAAAAGUAAUACAAAAUAACGGACUGAAGAAAGUCAAGAAACCCAUGAAAUAACACUUUUGUAAAAGGCUAUACCAGACUCACGAAGGACGUAAAGUAAAUAAAAUUCGUAAAAGGUGUAAAACAAAAGAAGUUUUAGACAAUGAUCUAGAUCCCAUUGCAUUUGUUUUCCUAUGUUAUAGGCUUUUUAUCUAUUGCCAUUAUGUAUUUUUAUUUAUCACUUCGCAAACUGCCUUUAACAUCUGUACAAGUAGUCGCGAAUGCUCCAUUUUUAAGUCGAACCUUAAACUCGGCGAACAGUAAUAGAGAUGUAGUCAAAACCGUGUUCUUUUUUAUCUUUCAUCUUUAAUUCCUAAAGCUUGUUUUAUAAAACCUUUUUUGACGGUUGUUUCGGUGACCUGAAAAAUCAACCUGAACGUGCCGUGAAACACCGGAGGGCGGAGUUCAUGAUGUUACAUAUCAGAUAAUGCCUGAGCUCUGAGGCCUUCUCAAAAAUAAUGACCGAGCGCGAGCAAAAAAAAAGAAAUUAAAGACUUGUAGGAAGGCUUUUUUGUUAAAUUAGUCCUUUUAUAUUUUAGUCGUUUGACUGGAAAGCGUUUUUUAUCGAUUAGUUAUUCACGGUAAUUGUUAUUGUUGUUGUUCAGUGCUUGUUAGUGAAAAUGUCCACUAAGCAAAGCUCUUAAAUCAAUCGUCUCCUUAGUCACUAACCGUUGGUUCUGUUUCAGAUAUGAGUCCUAUACAAGGAGUAGUAAAGCCAAAAAUCGAUACAAGAAAAGCAUGCAAAAUCUCAGGUGAAUACAUAAAUUUCUCGUGUUUCCUGUGCUUUUAUAUUUAUUAUUUACGCUUGUGUUCUUGUCCUUUGGUAAAGUGUUUCUGGUAGUAUAUAUGUUUGGGCCCUGUCAACACUAAUGCGUUUCCAAAAUUAUGCGUUUUCGUUUUCAUCGAAAAUGCAUUACGGGGCCCUACUUAAUGUAUACAUUCUGUUAGCCUGUUCCAGGCUCUCAAAUAGUGGGGAAGACGCGAAAGAGACUAUCUCGGAGCCUAGAACAGGCUAACUUUCUGUCUGCGUCUUUUUCAGGAAAAAUAACUCUUUUUUUUUUCAUUUUAGCAAAGGAAAUUUGUAUAAUGAGAUGACGAAAAACUGGAAAGGACAGUCAUUUAGUGUGGGAACUGGGUAAGUACAAUUAAGUAAGUGAGGCCGCACUCACCUUGGAAAAUGAAUGAGGACGAUUGAAGGGCUAGCAUGUAAGGGACCUGCGCAAUGAGUCACAGAAAUCCCACGCAGUAAAAUAGCCAAAUGUAACGUUUCGAGAGCUACCGCAGUAAAGUUAAAUUUUAAAUGCCUCCACGAUAAUAACCAUUUUUCUCUCCGUGUCAAUCCCCCACUGAGACAGAAUAAGUGCAUAGCUUCUUUAGAAACCAAGUGCUUCAUCCAUUAUUGUUCCCAACUUUUUGAAUGAUGAUUAUACGCCAUGUAAUUCACACUGUAAUUUAAAUAGCUUAAUUCGCACAAUAAUUCUUAUUUUACGACAGCUGGUACUGUUUGGAAAAUAUUUCUUUUUUUUUUCCUUUCCUUUCUUUAAAUUUGUCUCUUCCCGAGCCUGGAUUAGGCUUUUCUGUUCGCGGGUGGAAGUUAUCGUGAAUGUCUUAAAUUAUAUGUGUGAAUGAAAGAAUGAAGAAAGUUGAAGUUUUGAAGUUGACAAUAGACACUCUAGCAAUCCUUAAAAAAGUUUUUUUUUGUUCAGAUAUAGGGGUAGUCCCAUGGUUGGAAAAAAGACUUCAUUCGCUGGCAGGUUUCUAGAAAUAGCUGAGGGGUAAGUCAUAAUACAAACAACUUUCUAUAACGGGCAUUUAUUUUGGUUUCAAAGAUAGCAGACUUCCUACGGCGAUCCGUAAACCCACAAUAAGGAGACCGUUAAGAUGCACACAUUUACUCUGUCCCUUUGGUGUCCCUAUUAGGGAGCUUUCACUUCAUGUAACAAGCCUCGGACAGUCCCUUCACGGGACAUUUCACUUAAACGUUAAAGACAAACCGCUUAAAGCUGUGUUCAAUUCGCCGCUAUAAAAAGAAGAAGGAAACUAUGCCGAGUUAGCCGAGUCUUGUGGGACCGUUACUGGGGACGCGCCAUUUAGCUAUUGGCCAAUUUGUUUUUCCCUGUCUCCAGUAACAGUCCCAGAAUUCUUUGCAGUUUCCAUCUCGCUUCUGAAGUUGCAAAUUAGUUGGAAUCUUCUGCAAUAAGAUCACACAAAACGAUUCGGAUAAAUCUCUGCUAUGGGAAUUUAAGAGCGUGGAGUGCUUCAUUCCUCGGAAUAUUGUACCUCAUGCAGAAUGGCAUAUGUUGAAAAGUUAUUCCAGAAUAAAGGGUGUUUACAUUGGUGUUAUCGACGGUAACAACACCGCCGUGAAAAAUACGGUUUGAGAGAUAAACAGCAUAUCCGCUUUCUACUUAAAAUUUAUCCGCGUUCUUCAGUGAUAGAAUCGCAGGAUUUGACGCAUUACCGGUUUGUAAAACAUCUCAGAUCCUUCAGAAUUAUUAAAAGUUAUAAAGAUGUUGCUUUAUAAGAUUCCGCGAUCUCUGAGUUCAAAUGGCGGAAGGGGUACUUCAGAAUAAUUAAGACUUUUUAAACUGUCACAUUACUACUCUCUCCUCCGCCGUUUAAGAAAAGACGUUUUUGAUCGACGCACGUCAACCGGAAGUGAGGCCUUCUACCUUUCGAUAUGCCUUGACGCUAACAAAUUUGAAUUUCUAAGUUUCUUUUCUCUUACAAAGACGAUUUACCCGAGAGUUUGAAUCAAACCACUGCCCAAGGAUGCAAAAAGUCCACUUUCGGGUGACGUCCGUCGCUCAAAAACGUCUUUGUCUAAGCUCCCUUUUGUGUCGUAGGGAGGCAGGGGGAAGGAAAAAAUGAAUGCGUCCCGCGCGCUUGCCAUUUUUCGAUUAUUACUGUUUUUAUAGGAUAACCAGCAGGAGCCUCUGUGGAGGAGAGAGACAUAACUAUGUCAAUGCCCUUUUUUUUUUCAGAGUCAUCACUCCCCGGCCUUCUCGACCACCUUCGGCAGAAUUGGCACCGCUGACCAAGUCUCCUCCUGAAUCACCUACAUUCCUCUCCCCUAGCAACGCGCGGGCUAACGCGGCUGGCGGAGGAUCUCGACCCAGCUCUCGCCCCGCUUCACUUCUGUUGAGGGAUGCCUUGAUUAAUAUGUUUGGAGGAUCAAGCGAAGGGUAAGAGAAACAUAAUUUUCGUUUAGUUUCCCUUUUACCACAGGCAGACCACCUUGAUAAGGGGUAGUUGCUUUUGUGUUGCUUCUUUGAACUUAAAGUGGAUUUCCACUGUUGCGUAAUUUUUAAGGGCGUACGCGUGUAAAAUUCACGUGCGUAGAAAAAUUAGAGGCAAUGUUUUAUAAAAGAGAGUGGUCAACUUCUUCCCACUAAUACUAUAGGAGAUGUAUGGAGACAACAGAGGUGUGUCGGGGUUUAAAGGAUUAACGUAUUUGGCCUUUGACAUGCAAAGUUGAAUGCUAUUGUGUGCAUGCCCAUUCAUAGCUGUCAUUUCUUCCAAUUUUCUCACGCCUUCACUUUCAAGACGACGGCUGACCAACUUAACUGUCAUACCUAGUGAAUACGCGUUGGGUUCCGGUAAUGGAAUCAUAGUGAGCCGUACCUGCAAUCUUGGACAAAAUAAAUGGAAAACCUAGAUCCCUCUUCCCCCCAAAUCAUGGAUGGGAAAAUGGCGCGUUUUUGCCCUUCGCGCGGCUUCAUCCUUGAUUUGGGGGGGGGAUGGGCGUUUGCUGUUCCAUUUUAUUUUGUCCAAGAUUGUGGCUUAUUAUCCCCGCAGGCCCUUUUUUCGGUUUUUUUACUUAAUACUGCAGUCCAUUUAUAACACUUACCUUUUUCUUAUAGUUCAAGUGAAAACCGAGACUCUGCCUCACCGUCAAAGCGAGCAUCUAAGCGAGUUUCAUUCAUAGACGAGUCGGGUCAGCCGCUGGUACAAACCGAGGCCAGUCCAUCAGAAGGGUACGUUUUCUGUUGUUGUUCAGAUUUUUUUGGUGUCUUCUUUGUUGGGUGUUCUCCGUGCGUAGGAACUGUAGUAAUCCUAUCCUUUCAUUCCUAUUAGUUUCCAGUGAAAAUAAAUUCCCAAAAAUUCCAAAUUUCUUUUGUAAAAACCAGAGAAAAGAAUAACACCAUGCCAAUUUUCUACCAAAGAGGUUUCACUGAAAUGGUAACACGACAGGAUUUCGUCCAAAGACUCAAAAGUUAGAACUACAGACUAAAGAAAGAGUACCAUGUGAAAGUACUGCUAAGAGGUUUUAUUUGAAUGGUAACACCAUGGGAUUUCAUCCACAGCCUCAAAAGUUAGAACUACAUACUAAAUAAAUAGUACCAUGUGAAAGUACUGCUGAAGAGGUUUCAUUUGAAUGGUAACACCAUAGGAUUUCAUCCACCGACUCCAAAGUUAGAACUACAUACUAAAUAAAUAGUACCAUGUGAAAGUACUGCUGAAGAGUUUUCAUUUGAAUGGUAACACCAUAGGAUUUCAUCCACAGACUCAAAAGUUAGAACUACAUACUAAAUAAAUAGUACCAUGUGAAAGUACUGCUGAAGAGUUUUCAUUUGAAUGGUAACACCAUAGGAUUUCAUCCACAGACUCAAAAGUUAGAACUACGAACUAAAUAAAUAGAACCAUGUGAAAGUACUGCUUAAGAGGUUUCAUAUGAAUGGUAGCACCAUAGGAUUUCAUCCACAGACUCAAAAGUUGGUACUACAUACUAAAUAAAUAGAACCAUGUGAAAGUACUGCUAAGAGGUUUCAUUUGAAUGGUAACACCAUAGGAUUUCAUCCACAGACUCAAGAGUUAGAGCCACAUCAUGAUACUAAAUAAAUAGCAUCACGUGAAAGUACUGCUGAAGAGGUUUCAUUUAAAUGGGAGUUAGGCUGACAAAUCAUCCCGCCAUAACUUGGUCUAGAGGUGAAAGAGUUUAUAAUGUACAAACUGAUUAGGUGUAAGGGAUUCUAAAACCUGGCUGUUCGUUGGUGUGUUAGAUAAGGAGAAUUUUGACGAAACUGCACCAUUGUACCCUCGCAGGAAUAUUUUUUUAUAAGAACAGUCUCAAGCGACUCAAUCACCAAACGCUUGGUUACGUCAGUGAUUUCGUCCUUCCCACAACAGUGAGGAGUAGAGAAUCUUUUGUUUAGCCGCAGUAGUAAUCGCGUAACAAAUGUAAGGCGGUGGUUCCAUUCUUCCCUUAUAUGAUAGCGUGACUAAAGAAAGUUGGGCGGUCGUACCUACUUGAUGCGCGAGUUCUGAAUGGCUGAUUAACUUAUCCGGCUGAAAGAAGUAUGCAAUAAAAGCUGAUUCUUAAAUUGUAUCUUUUAGAAUUGAAGAAAAACACGACAAAUUAGACCAAGGAACAUUUGAAGAGGCUCCUCAACCGGUAGUGAAGCCGAGGUUUGUUUUGAUAAUUGCCGGUAGUUAUUUCAUCUGUUGUUGUUAGUUUUCAAAGCCUGCUCUUAACAUUUUUUCGAAUUUCGUGGUUGAGUUUACCUCCCUGAGUAACUGGCCACCUUGUAAUGGAUUCCCUGCUUAAUCUGUGCAAUCCUUAAAUGGUCAACUGCAGCAUUCCUGAAAGUAAGCGAUCAGUUGUGAAACUAUCGUCCACUAAAGAUGAUGUUACACGGGACGAUAAAAGGAAGGACGACUUUUAACGCAACACGUCAUUUCAACAUUGUUGCGACAUUUUUUCGAAUGGUUGCAACAUUGUUCCAACAUUGCUACCCUGUGAUGCGCAAAAAAUCGUCCUUGCGAAUCGUCCCGUGUAACAUCACCUUAAGAGGCGAUGUCCACACGAAUCCGGACAAUUUGUAAACCGUAUAUUUUUUUAUCCGUAUUCGUGUGGACGGGGCCUUAAAUCGCUCUCGGUUUAAAAACAGUGCGCUUUCGGUGUCCAGGUUUACUGGUUUCGUGUAGGCGGGAGGCCGAUUCAUGUAAAAAGGUAUGCGGUUUAAAAAAAUCUCCGGAUUCGUGUGAACGUAGCCUGAUACUCCAAAAUUUCUAAUCAAUUGUCUCAGUAAUUUUAGUGGGAAACUAUCCAUUGUUCAGUUAUGUAAUACACUAAUGUAUAGGGCGAUUUUCGUAUCACCUUGAAAAAUGGUUUCGGUAAGUGUUCGUUAUUUUUUUUAUCAGCAAAUGGAUGAAAAGAUCAAAACACGGACUCUUCGUUUUCCCGCCAAAAAAAACCCUAAUAUGGAGAAAGUAUUAUUCGAUUGGCCAAUCGUGUUGUAGUAUGACGUCAAAGCAAAGUAUCAGUUGAUUUCUAGAAAGUUCUCAGGAGGGAAGUUUUUUCACCCGAGUGUUCGGCUAACCAACCAAAAGCCACGCGCGUUUGUAUCCGUUCGAUAAACCAAUCAAAUCGCUCUAUUUUCGUUCGUUUGUUGUUUCUGUUUUGUUCGCGCGUUUUUCAUCUCAAGGUCAUAUUAUUUUGAUCUUCUUGUGUAUAUUGUAGGAGGUUGCAGGUCCCAGCAAUCGUUGUGAGACAGCCAAGUGAAGAUAGUGAUGAUGAAGCACAGCCCCUGCCUGUCAGAAGAAGGAAAGACCCUGUACACGAGUAUGUCGAACUUGAAAGUUUACACUAUUCUCCAGCGCUACUUAAGAGAAUAUUUGUUAUUAGAUCCAGUCUCAACUUAUUUCGUUUAAACCAAUUUUCCCCGCCUGAUGAUGAAAAUGAGAUAUUAGAGAGAUUUCAAAUCACUUUUACAGCUAACGUUAUUGACAGUAGAGAGAUUUAGAGCCGCGCAAACGGCAAACGUGAAUUUUUACCACGUGGCCAAGUUUUCCCUUUACUAGUCUAUUGCAAUGUUCAUUACUUCUACAAAAUAUUAGUAGUGUCACGUUAGUUUUAUCCAUAAGAAUUGUUUUGGACAGUUUUUAUCUGCUCAUUUUCUAUUUUGAGAUAUUACCUGCUUGAAUCUCCCCGCCGUUUGCCGUUUGACGUAAACGUGACUCUAAAUCUCUCUAUUAUCACGUGAUCACAUCAGGUUUGACGCACCAGUGAUGACAUCCUCAGAGGAGUCCCCGGAUGUAGAGUCUUCCUGGCCCGUGUUUGAUGAAAAUGACGAAGAUGCGCUUGGACAAUCUGAAGAUGAUGACAGCCAAACGCCCACUUGGGAUGACCACGAGUAAGUAAACCGUCCUAAAACUCGCUUUCAAACUAUACUGACGUCUGCUAGAAGGAAUUUUAGGUGAAAUAAGUCUUGAAAUUACACAGAGAUGCGGGAAAGAAAUCUAAAAAAAGACUUUCUGUGAACAGCCAGAAUCUUAAAAAUAUCUGGCAUGAUUUUUUCAUCAAUUGCAAUAUGUUUUUAUAUUAUUAUUAUUUUAAAAGAAGUAUGCGGGGCGAUCACUUCUUUUUGUGUUUUAAUUAAUUAAUUUUGAAUUAAUUAAUUAAGCAUUCAAAUUUAUUAGCUUAUCCUUGCAUUACAGAGAAAAAUAUCCGGACUCCAGCUCAGAGGAGAUUCUAGAUAGAAGCCUGUAAGUUUUUUAAUUGUUAACUUUUUCAAACUGUCAAAAGCUUCACAACGGUCAGACGUAAAAAAUGUCCUCGUUUUUUGUUACCAAAGGUCAUUUCAUGAAAUCAGUAAGAAGUUAAUAGAGAAACUGCACUGAAACACGAUAACAAGCCGGUAAACUUUGUCCUUUUGAUCAUUUAAUUUUUCACUGCAUAUACGGCAUGCGCACAUUACGUUUGACUGUUGUUAAGUGAAAAGCAUACGCUUUUCAUUCUGAUCAUCUCUUGCAUUCAUCACAAUCUUCUUUUAAAAGGAGAAUUCAAAAAAGGUUUAAAGAAACUUACUGUGCAGCAAAAAAUAUACAACAUUGAGUUUAUAAAGCAUACAAUUUUCAUACCAUACGUGUCGUCAUUUUUGUUCACAGAAUAUUUCCCGAUCUAGAGGACUUCCUUCUCAACUUAGAUAAAGAUUCGGUUGAUGAACCGCCGUACAGCUGGUAGGUACCCUGUGCUCUGUGUUACCCUGCCUGUGAACUAAGACAUUGCACGACAUUGCAUAUAACCAGUCACUCACAACUUAAUAUUCUUCUAUUAUGAACUCAUUUAGCCAAAGUGUAGUAGCUAGCAAUAUCCGCUUGUUCCUGAAUGUUAAGUGUAGACUGAGUCAUCGAUGUGACACUGUUGUUUAGUUGAGAUGCUCGUGGCUUUUAUUUACUACCUGUUAUCACGGUUAUUGUUGCGACUGUAUACAACUGUCCCCAAAGGGGAGGUGAAUAGUGGUGGGCAUGUGUAUACCGAACUUCCAAGCAUCGAGAUAUAUUGAGGAGGAUAAUUAUUUUAGUGUUUACCAAAUCAGUUGGACACGGGAUUUUCUUCAUGCAAAUUCAGUGCGAAGUUAACACCGCUGAUACAGCUGCUUAAUUUAUCGCUAAAAUCUCGUCCUCCGAAACUGUCGUGAAAGGCGGGGUGUAAUUUGAUCUUCUGUCCUAAAUCAUUGAUUAGCCAAGGAUAUUCCGAGUUACGGGAGGCAAUCAAAACUGCGAAAAGUGCUAUCCACUGAUUUGGAAAGUAUUAAAUGACGAUAUCACUUUUUUUUGUCGAUCCAAUUCCUAAUGAAGAUUGAAGUUAAGUUUGAACAGAAUUCUGAGAAUUGGAAUUCAACACCUCGCAGUUGUGCUAACCUCAACGCAAUAAAAGAAACUUUUUAGAGUUGGCAUCAUGUCACACAAAUUUAUUUCACUGGUAAUCACAAAAUAUUUUUCUUACUUUUUUAGUGCAAGUCACGUGCGAGAUAUCUUAAGGAAAAGCUACGGUGACGAAGGACCAGGUGGCCUGGGACCUAGUGCUGUGCUUAAUGUGCCAGAAGGUAAAUAUAGCGAUGUUUGGUGUAGUUUGCGUUACACUCCUGAGCGAUGUUUGAGGUAGUUUGCGUUACACUCCUGAGCGAUGGUUGGUGCAGUUUGCGUGACACUCCUGAACGAUGUUUGGAAUAGUUUGCGUGACACUCCUGAUUUAUUAAAUUAAGGGUACGUUAAUCAGGCCGAUGAAAAAUUGACCGGACACUUCGUUCACGGGAAACCAUUUAAUAUUUUCUCUCUGUUCACACGGACCUUUGAUUUUCGUGCGGUUAAGGUGAUUCCGUGUGAACCGAACAAUUAAAUGUACGAAUUGUCAAUUCGUCCGUGGCCGUUUGAACGUAGCGUCAGGUGGUUGGCUCUUUAACGUGGCGUAUUGAGUAGGGUCUCGUAUUGGUAUGAAUCUGGACCCAGCCUCGCCUGGAAACUUUAAAGCAAGUGGUCUGUUUAUCAGGUUCUCUUUCCAGCCACUGGAGUAAAGUCUUUGUAUGUCUAAGGAAAUUUCAUUUAGCCUGCGUAGCAUUGCGGUUUUGAUUGGGCGCGCAAAGUGAUAUAAAGGCGGGCGAGCGGUAGUGCGUCCGACAAAACCAUCAUGCUACGCAGGCUAAGUUUCAUUCAGUUAGAAGAUUUUCCAUUUUGCAACUCAGUUGGCCGUUGUUAUCUUGUAUAUACCAUUUUAACUGAAGUUAAAUAACAUCUAUUUCCUUUCCUCCUUAUCUGCAGAAUUUCUUGGUAUGAUACGCGGCUCGCCCCGGUACUUUGACAGAGCAAAGGAAGACCCGGAUGAAGUCGAUGAUGUCGACUAGACGUGACGUCCAAUUUAGCGGCUGAUCUGAAAAGCUGUAUGUUCGUUUCCAGGACAUUUAUCUUACGAAAAUGUCACGAAACAAUACUGUAGUCCAACUCCAGUGGACUGGGUUCCUCGGGUUUCUUGUUCAACAAGAAACGUUAUUCUCCUUUUGAAUUCCGGAAGAAAGAACUACGAACCAUAUAAACACUGAUUUAGCGCGCGUGUAAAUUGCCACGCAAGAAAAAAAAAUGAUGUAAAUAGAUAUCUUUUUCUCAUUGAUUGGGGAAAGGUUUUUUUGGUACCUUUUUAAAGAUGUGGAAAAUGAGUGGAAAGAGGAAAUGGUUUUCUGCUGAAGAAGCAUUUACCAAGAUGACGAAGUGUUCGAUUUUUGACUUGAUUAGUUGGUAUUUUUUAGCCAUCUACCAAGAUAGAUGAAAUUUGUUGUUCAUUUUUGCAACAGUGGAUUUAAUAAUGUUACUGUAAUGGUAUCGAUGUUAAUUAAAUACUCCGUUUGCUUCUAAGUUCUGUUUAUUGUUAUCUUGAAACCUGGGGAUCGAGCAGUGGAAUACG
Porites evermanni is the source of this 15923-nucleotide messenger RNA. NCBI's taxonomy places the organism in Eukaryota, Metazoa, Cnidaria, Anthozoa, Scleractinia, Poritidae. The record is from the annotation of a GenBank genome assembly.